GUUAACAUUGCUAAUGAAAUUGCAAACCCUAAACCUAAAUGGUUUUGGCUCCAAAACAAGGGAGGCCGUUGGAUCUCAUCAUUUAGCUAAGCAUGCAUCUCAUCCUUUGAUCUAAUCUGAGUCAAAUUUUCAAAUUUGAUGUAUAUUUCCUAUGCACUUAUCCAAGUUUUGACUCAUUAGUUAUCCUCCAAUUCCCAAAUUGACUCCACACUUAUCGAUGUCCACCUCUUUCUCCUUCAUUUUUAAGUUCUCUUCUCUCCUCUCCCAUUAUUCCUUCUUUAUGUGUUGGAAUUUAGAUUGCUUUUACUCAAAAAAAUCUCUUCGCCCUUUGAGUUGUUCAUCUUCCACCUCACUCUCAGACAUUCAAACAAAAUUCUCUGCCGUUGUCGCUCUCUCCGUCGCCGCAGCUCUCUCCUGUCGUCGCCCUUCACCAAUGCUCUCGAUUCCGACAUCACCUUCGCCGUUGUCGUCUGCGGCAUCGUAUCAGCCAGGUUUUUGGUGGUUUCAGGGUGCUGUCAUGGUGCUGUUGGCAGUUUAGUUGUUGGUUUCAGCUGCUGGCUAGCAUCUAUAGGGUUGGCGGUUGCAGCUGUUUGGAUCUAUAGCUUUGUGUUUUGCAAUGACUAUAAACAAAAGUCAGGGACAAUCACUUAAGCAAGUUGGCAUCUAUCUUCCACAGUCGAUCGUCUCACAUGGGCAGCUAUAUGUUGCAAUAUCACGUGUUACAUCAAGGGAUGGUCUGAAGAAAUUAUUAACGGAUGACAAUGGAGAUUGUAUCAGCACCACUUCAAAUGUAGUUUAUAAGGAGAUAUUCGAAAAUGUGUGACCCAAU
This is a messenger RNA of Medicago truncatula (barrel medic), 829 nucleotides long. RefSeq lists its product as uncharacterized. NCBI's taxonomy places the organism in Eukaryota, Viridiplantae, Streptophyta, Magnoliopsida, Fabales, Fabaceae. The record is from RefSeq and is a predicted model, not a curated record. The transcript has 2 exons. The coding region runs from base 218 to 538 and encodes 106 amino acids.